Messenger RNA from Ascochyta rabiei, 705 nucleotides. RefSeq lists its product as uncharacterized. The transcript has a single exon. The record is from RefSeq and is a predicted model, not a curated record. Bases 1 to 705 code for a protein of 234 amino acids. Lineage: Eukaryota; Fungi; Ascomycota; Dothideomycetes; Pleosporales; Didymellaceae.
AUGACAUCAAAGCAAGAGCUAGAAUCCAACGCAUGCCCGACGUGCAAGAGGAAGUAUGAAGACAAGCUGGAGGAGAAGCCGUCAGAAGAGAAGCCCUCCAAGCCGGCGAAGACGGACACCACCAUCGAUAUCGACGCGAUUGUCGAGGACAAGCACAAUCAGUUACCUCCCCUACCCUCACCUCCUCUCAAGCAACAUCCCCGGUUUGUGCAUUGCAUGCCACCUGAGAGCCCCACCUACCGCGAGUUCUCGGUUUUCCUUGCUGGCAGCAUCGAAAUGGGACGAGCUGUACAAUGGCAGAAGCACAUGGCGACAUUCCUCUCCACACUCCCCAUCACAGUCAACAACCCACGCAGAGGACACUGGGAUCCAGCAGCGACGCAGGAAGCCAAGAACGAGUCGUUCAGGCACCAGGUGGAGUGGGAGCUCUCGGCGCUGGAGAAGGCGGACGUGGUCUGUUUCUUCCUGGACGUCAGCACCAUGAGUCCUGUGACGAUGCUGGAGCUAGGCCUUUGGGCAAAAUCCAACAAGGUGAUUGUCUGCUGUGGCAAGAAGUUCUGGCGCGCUGGCAACAUCCACAUUGUUUGCGAACGCUACGGCAUCCCGUUUGUGGAGACGUUUGAGCAUCUCGUGCCGGCCAUCAAGAACAUGCUCGUUGAGAAGGGCAUGAAGCUCGAUGAGAGCGGCGACCUUGUCAGACCGUAG